CCUGGCAAUACUGUUCAAAAAAUAGUUUAUCAAGACAUUAUUUUUGAUCAUUAAAAUUAAAUAAACAAAUGCAAAACUGCCAUCCAUAUUGCAAACAAAAUAUUUAAUAAUUAUAACAAUGGUCGAUUUUGGUGAAAUUUUGGAACCAUCGUCAAGAGCAUUUUGGGAUGAUUUCGAUUAUGAUAUUUCAGAAACAAAUGAAAGCGAUGACAAACACUUUUCACUUAUUGAAUGGGAAUGGUACACAGAAGACAAAAAUGAACCAAGCUACGCCAGCAUAUCUACAUUUUAUGUUAUCGAAGGAACCGGUAUGCAAGACUUUUUGGAAUCUGCCUUAAUAAAACGUCAAAGGCCAAUAGGGGGAUUGAAAAAUAAGAAUGUAUUGAUGUACCACGUGCAAACCAGGAAUCAAAUAAUCUUAUUCUCUUUAGAAAAUAAUUUAAAUAUUUCUGCCGUUGUUGCAAAAUAUUUUAAAAAAUUUCUUGAAAUAUCCGAAAAAGUAUACACAUUUUCUUUACAAUCGAAAAUUCAUUAUAAAAAUGAAGAAACUAAGGACGUUUUUAAUAGCUUAGUGAUAAUACGAAGUAUAAAUUCAGAAAUAGAUUGGAUUACAGAAAUAAAAUCUCCCAAUUUUAUUACUGGAAUUGCAGCAGGAGUUGCGACUAUUCGAUUUUUGAAUAAUCAACAUUAUUCAUGUUACAUAGCCUACACAGACCCACUUAAUGAAUUGGACGCUUUUAUUGCAAAACCUAUAUUGAAACUUUUUCAAGAAAUCAAAAUUGAUUGCGACACUGAAUAUACAUCGAAAUACAAAGACUCUUCAUUAUUAUACAUGUAAUGACAAAUAAAUAGAAAUUAUCACUAUGUAAAAAAAAACUAGAUUAUUUUAUAUU
Condylostylus longicornis is the source of this 893-nucleotide messenger RNA. RefSeq lists its product as uncharacterized. NCBI's taxonomy places the organism in Eukaryota, Metazoa, Arthropoda, Insecta, Diptera, Dolichopodidae. The transcript is spliced from 3 exons. The coding region runs from base 119 to 838 and encodes 239 amino acids. Gene Ontology annotation, biological process: proteasome core complex assembly. Gene Ontology annotation, cellular component: endoplasmic reticulum. Gene Ontology annotation, molecular function: proteasome binding. The record is from RefSeq and is a predicted model, not a curated record.